GCACCGGUUCUACGGAGCUGUUAUGAUUGAGCACCGGAAGUAUGCAGGGUGACAUUUACACAGAAAACUAAGGCGUGUAUGAGAGUCCUCAGUGAAGGCUUGUCAUCCUUCUGUAGGUUUAAUUUUAUAUGUAUAAGUGUGUAGUUUAGAGAGCGCAAUGGCCGCGUGGAGCUGCCGGUUUCUUUUUCUUCUGCGGGGUACUCGUGUCAUCCCUCCUCGUGCAACAGCAGAACGUCCUGCCCUGCUGGUUGGUUGUAUCAGGACAGCGAAAACCACAACAUGGUUUGAGGAAAACCUAACAGAGGACAACCAGGAGUACAUGAGGAAGAGCAUGGCAGAGGAAUACAGACGGCAAACGGCUGAAAAGCUCAACCCACUCAAAGACGAGCCGUGGCCUCGACAUGAGUGGACAGAAGGGAGCCGAAGAGUCGGGUUAGUUGCUGUGAAGUUGGGGAUGGUGCCUGUCUGGACGAAAACAGGCGAAAGACAUGUAGUCACCAUGUUACAGGUGCAGGAUUGUCACAUAAUAAAGUGCCUGUCCAAAGAAGAAUACGAUGGACACUCUGCUGCUCUCAUUGUAGGAGGAAAAAAUGUGUCCCCAUUCCACAGGUCUGAAAAACAAAUGGAGGUAUUCAGGAACGCAGGAGUGCCUCCAAAGCAGAAAGUCACUGCCUUUAAAGUCUCCGACAGUGCCAUCAUCAAGCCAGGCACUCCUCUGUAUGCAGCACAUUUCCGUCCUGGCCAGUAUGUGGACGUCACGGGCAAAUCAAUCGGUAAGGGUUUUCAAGGUGUAAUGAAGAGAUGGGGAUUUAAAGGUCAACCAGCCACCCACGGCCAAACCAAAACUCAUCGCAGACCGGGAGCUUCUGGACCAGGAGGGGAUCCAGCUAAAGUUUUCAAAGGGAAGAAGAUGCCCGGCCAAAUGGGCAACAGCUACAUCACUGCUUAUGGACUGAAGAUAUGGAGGGUCAAUACCAAGUACAAUGUGCUGUACGUUAACGGCUCUGUCCCCGGGCACAAGAACUGCUUACUGAAGGUAAGAGACACUGUGCUACCGAGCAGAAGGUCCACCCUGCUCAACCCUCCUUUUCCGACCUACUUCACAGAAGAGGACGGUGACCUGGACGAAGACCUGUACGACGAAGACUUGUUCGUUCACACAGAGCCAUCGUUAACACUGACCUGACCUCUCAAACACACGACUGUUUCACACAAACCUGCUAACUGUACCUUGAUCCUGUAAUAAAAGAGUAUUUCCUUGUA
This is a messenger RNA of Haplochromis burtoni (Burton's mouthbrooder), 1263 nucleotides long. RefSeq names its product mitochondrial ribosomal protein L3 (gene mrpl3). Gene Ontology annotation, biological process: translation. The record is from RefSeq and is a predicted model, not a curated record. Bases 158 to 1186 code for a protein of 342 amino acids. Gene Ontology annotation, cellular component: mitochondrial large ribosomal subunit; ribosome. The transcript is spliced from 10 exons. Gene Ontology annotation, molecular function: structural constituent of ribosome. NCBI's taxonomy places the organism in Eukaryota, Metazoa, Chordata, Actinopteri, Cichliformes, Cichlidae.